Molecule: messenger RNA, 2938 nt
Organism: Zootoca vivipara (common lizard)
Lineage: Eukaryota; Metazoa; Chordata; Lepidosauria; Squamata; Lacertidae
Gene: AP1M1
Product: adaptor related protein complex 1 subunit mu 1
Biological process (GO): intracellular protein transport; vesicle-mediated transport
Cellular component (GO): clathrin adaptor complex
Source: RefSeq, a predicted model, not a curated record
AGAGAGGGAGAGGGAGAGGGAGAGGGAGAGGGAGAGGGAGAGGGCCGCUCUAGCCUAACCCGCGUCGCUCUAGCCCGUGCGCGUCCUUGGUGCGGCCUAUCCGGCUCCGAAGCGGGGAAGCGGCGCCUGCGAGCUCGCCGAGGCUGCGGCCGGCUCUGAGAAGCCGGCUGCUGCUGUUGCCCGGGAGGGGUCGCCUGUGGGCCUUCCCCCCCUCCGCCCCUCGCCAUGUCCGCCAGCGCCGUUUACGUGCUGGACCUCAAAGGGAAGGUCCUCAUCUGCAGAAAUUACCGUGGCGAUGUGGACAUGUCAGAAGUGGAGCAUUUUAUGCCGAUCCUCAUGGAGAAGGAAGAGGAAGGGACUCUGUCUCCUAUCCUGGCCCACGGAGGCGUCCGAUUUAUGUGGAUCAAACACAACAACUUAUAUCUGGUUGCCACCUCUAAGAAGAACGCCUGUGUCUCUCUGGUGUUUUCCUUCCUCUACAAGGUUGUUCAGGUGUUUUCCGAGUAUUUCAAAGAGCUGGAGGAAGAGAGCAUCCGGGACAACUUUGUGAUCAUUUACGAACUCUUAGACGAGCUGAUGGAUUUUGGAUACCCGCAGACCACGGACAGCAAGAUUUUACAAGAGUAUAUAACCCAAGAAGGUCACAAGCUGGAGACGGGAGCACCACGCCCUCCGGCCACCGUCACCAACGCCGUGUCUUGGCGUUCGGAAGGGAUCAAGUACCGGAAAAACGAGGUCUUCUUGGACGUCAUCGAAUCGGUCAACCUCUUGGUGAGCGCCAAUGGGAACGUUCUGCGCAGCGAGAUCGUGGGCUCCAUUAAAAUGAGGGUCUUCCUCUCCGGGAUGCCGGAACUCCGCCUGGGCUUAAAUGACAAAGUCCUCUUCGACAACACUGGCCGAGGCAAAAGCAAAUCAGUGGAACUGGAGGAUGUGAAGUUCCACCAGUGUGUCCGUCUCUCUCGCUUUGAAAACGACAGGACUAUUUCGUUCAUCCCACCCGAUGGCGAGUUUGAGCUCAUGUCUUAUCGCCUGAACACUCACGUGAAACCCCUGAUCUGGAUCGAGUCGGUCAUAGAGAAGCAUUCCCACAGCCGCAUAGAGUAUAUGAUCAAGGCCAAGAGCCAGUUCAAGCGCAGGUCGACGGCCAACAACGUGGAAAUCCACAUCCCUGUCCCGAACGACGCGGAUUCGCCAAAGUUCAAAACCACCGUCGGGAGCGUGAAGUGGGUGCCCGAGAACAGCGCCAUCGUCUGGUCGGUCAAGUCUUUCCCGGGAGGGAAGGAGUACUUGAUGCGAGCUCACUUUGGGCUCCCCAGCGUGGAAGCAGAGGACAAAGAGGGGAAGCCGCCCAUCAGCGUUAAGUUCGAAAUCCCCUACUUCACAACUUCCGGCAUCCAGGUACGCUACUUGAAGAUAAUUGAGAAGAGCGGCUACCAGGCCCUACCUUGGGUCCGCUACAUCACUCAGAACGGAGAUUAUCAACUCCGGACGCAGUGAGGGCCGUCGGAACAGCCACGACUGAGGAAACAGUGCAUCUUCCUGUUCAGAAACGCGUUUGGUGCUCAGAAGGUGGUCCUCGGGGUGGGGGGGUGGGGAAGGUUUGGCCGUCUGGAAGCGGGACCGAGCCCAAGUCCCAAAUCCGGCAGCCUUUGGCACAGACCUUGUGAAUGUGUGUGUUUCUCUUGUUCAGUGUUAAUCACGUUAGGAGUUAGCUGUUGCCUUGAGAGAGAGCCGACCUCAGGAAAAGCCUGGCCAGUCUUAUUUCCGCUCUUCAGAAGCCUAAGCACCAUUUGCAGCCCGUUCUGGAACCGCUUCCGAGUAUUAGCCCAAGCCCUUCUUGCCAGAGAAACGCUUGCUUGACCUCUGCGGACGCCCCUCAAAGUCCCCACACUUAUUAGCGCAGGCCUGUUUUGCCAACAGAUUCAGAACGGAGGCUCCGAACGACUCAUCGCUUGCAGAAAACCCGCUGUCUCUCCUUCCCACGAGGGCAGGGAAUUCAAAGCGGGCGGACUGAGCAAAUUGGCACCAAUUCUGGAGCCAAGGGGGAAGGAAGAAAGGCAUCCGAUUCCUGCAGUUUCCACAAGCGGCAGCUGAGCUGGCAAAUCCUUGCCCAGACCGAGCCGCUCACGGGAUGGGGUGUUCCUUGGUGGUAGAAAAGUUCCUGCAGUUGGAAAACCAGCCUCAUUUUUGGGUGGGGCGAACCUUCCUCGCCAUGUUUUGCCACGAUGUCUGACGCUGCUAAUGAAAAGGCGGCAAUCGGGUCUCCCAGCAGAAGAAAUGGGCGCACAGAGUUCUUGCGAGCGAUUGGCUUGGUGUGUGUAGAAAAUUGGAUGGCUGUCGAUGCUUUUCUUCCUUCCUCUCCCCCCCCCCCAGUUCCAUCUGCUCCUGAGCAAUUUGCCUUUGCUCAGUGACCAGUCGGGCUUUGCUGUUUAGGAAGCACAUAUUUCCACCCCCCCCACCCCCAUGUCAGCUUUCUUUCAUUCUGCCUCCUUCCCUUCCCCGGAGCUCUGGCUCGAAACGCCUGCAGUGCCAGUAAUCCAGUGCUCGAGUUUGCCUUUCCCAAGAGUAAAUAAAGCCAAGUUUGGGAUCUCUUCACCUUCCUUUAGCGUGUCAGAGGCCCUGCCGGAGCCACAGGAAAAGCUGCCUAGCACCCCAUUGUGGAUCUUGGUGCAGAAACGAGGGUUCCUCAGUGGUUGCAUGUAAAGGUUUUCUGCUACGGACUGGCUCGGGGUGACGCUUGGGGCCGGGUUAGCGUUACCUGCUGAAGCCAGGUUGAAGAUGGGACCACCGCUGCCCCCUCCUCGCCCCCAGCCGUCGGAAACGCCACCAGGCAAGCAAACCACCGUUCCUGCCGAAUAGGCCAUUGUUAACUUGUUGCCGAAACGUCUGUUUCAAAUAAAUUGAGCUUCUCUUGGUCAGUAUUUGGGCUGGAAACUGA